Cornus florida is the source of this 3385-nucleotide messenger RNA. RefSeq names its product alpha-glucosidase-like. Bases 42 to 2774 code for a protein of 910 amino acids. The transcript has 6 exons. Gene Ontology annotation, biological process: carbohydrate metabolic process. NCBI's taxonomy places the organism in Eukaryota, Viridiplantae, Streptophyta, Magnoliopsida, Cornales, Cornaceae. Gene Ontology annotation, molecular function: carbohydrate binding; hydrolase activity, hydrolyzing O-glycosyl compounds. The record is from RefSeq and is a predicted model, not a curated record.
UUGAACUAAUUUUCACAGCCACUUGAGCUGCGACAAAAACAAUGAAACCAAAACCAUCACACAAACACUUGCUCUCUCUCCUCUUCUAUGUUCUACUUCUUCUUUCUUAUUUUGUUUAUGGACAACAAGAAAUUGAACAACCAAUCGGAUAUGGGUACACAAUCCGAUCCAUUAGUGUUGAUUCAUCUGGGAAGUCACUCGCUGCUGAUCUGCAACUCAUCAAGAAUUCUUCGGUUUUCGGACCCGAUAUUCAGAAUCUCAAUCUCAUAGCCAGCUUCGAAACAAGUGAUCGUCUGAGAAUCCGAAUAACAGAUUCUAACCACCAAAGAUGGGAAAUUCCACCACACAUCCUCCGCCGCAAGACCACCACCACCACCACGACCUCCUCCUACCAACAACCGCCGCCGGAAAAUCUUUCAAUCUCCGAACCCAACUCAGACCUCAUCUUCACCCUCCACAACACCACCCCAUUCGGCUUCACCGUCGUCCGACGCUCCUCCGGCGACACCCUCUUCGACGCCACUCCCGAUGCGUCAGAUUCCGGCACUCUCCUCGUCUUCAAAGACCAGUACCUCCAACUCUCCUCCUCCCUUCCCGCCAACCGGUCCUCUCUUUACGGCCUCGGAGAGCACACAAAGAGAUCCUUCAAACUGACCCACCACCAGACACUCACCUUGUGGAAUGUCGACAUCGGGAGUUUUAAUACCGAUCUGAAUCUAUAUGGGUCCCACCCGUUUUACAUGGACGUCCGCUCCCCCAAUUCUGACGGCAGAGUUCCGGCGGGAACCACCCACGGUGUGUUGUUGCUCAACAACAAUGGCAUGGAUAUUGUAUAUACUGGUGAUAGGAUCACAUAUAAGGUAAUUGGAGGUGUGAUUGAUCUGUAUUUCUUCGCCGGACAGGCACCGAAGACGGUGAUCGAGCAGUAUACGGAGCUCAUUGGCCGGCCUGCCCCAAUGCCAUACUGGUCCUUCGGAUUUCACCAGUGCAGAUGGGGUUACAAAAAUGUCGCUGACAUUGAGGGAGUGGUUGCUGGCUAUGCGAAAGCUGGAAUCCCAUUAGAGGUUAUAUGGACAGAUAUAGAUUACAUGGACGCCUUCAAGGAUUUCACACUUGAUCCCAUUAACUUUCCCUAUGAUCAGAUGAAGAAAUUUGUUGAUACACUUCACCAAAAUGGUCAGAAAUACGUGCUAAUCUUGGAUCCUGGCAUCAGCGUGAACAAGACAUACGAAACCUACAUAAGAGGGAUGCAUGCUGACAUCUACAUAAAACGUGACGGUAUCCCUUACCUGGGGGAGGUUUGGCCUGGGCCAGUUUACUAUCCUGAUUUUGUAAAUCCAGCUGGUGCAAUUUUUUGGGGUGAUGAGAUCAAUAGGUUUAGAAAAACUAUCAACUUUGACGGCCUCUGGCUUGACAUGAAUGAACUAUCCAACUUCAUAUCUUCCUCUCCCUCUCCAUCUUCUACACUUGAUGACCCUCCUUACAAGAUUAACAAUUCUGGAAAUCGAAUUCCUAUUAUUAUUAGAACUGUUUCAGCAACUGCUAUACACUUUGGCAACAUUACAGAGUACGAUGCCCAUAACCUUUAUGGAUUCUUAGAAUCUAAAGCCACUAAUGAGGCCUUGGUCAAAGUGACUGGUAAGAGGCCUUUUAUACUAUCUAGAUCAACUUUUGUGGGGUCUGGCAAAUACACAGCACAUUGGACUGGAGAUAAUGCUGCAACAUGGGAUGAUUUGGCAUACACAAUUCCUAGUAUCUUGAAUUUUGGAUUGUUUGGAAUUCCAAUGGUUGGAGCUGAUAUUUGUGGCUUUGCUGGAAAUACUACCGAAGAGCUUUGCCAGCGUUGGAUUCAGCUAGGGGCCUUUUAUCCGUUUGCGAGAGAUCACUCAGCUAUAGAUACAAUUCGUCAAGAGCUCUACCUCUGGAAUUCUGUUGCUGCAACAGCCAAGAAGGUGCUUGGGCUCCGCUACCGACUACUGCCCUACUUUUACAUGUUAAUGUAUGAGGCACAUACAAAAGGAACCCCCAUUGCACGGCCACUUUUCUUCUCAUUCCCACAAGACACCAACACUUACGAAAUUAGCUCACAGUUUCUGCUCGGUAAAGGCAUUAUGGUGUCGCCUGCACUGAAGCCAGGAGCAGUCUCAGUUAAUGCAUACUUUCCAGCAGGAAACUGGUUUGACCUCUUCAACUACUCGAGUUCAGUGAGUGUAGUAGGUCCAGGAAAGUAUGUCACACUUGACACACCUCGUGAUCAUAUAAACGUACAUAUCCGGGAAGGGAAUAUAGUAGCCAUGCAAGGAGAAGCAAUGACAACACAGGCAGCUCGGAGUACACCAUUCCAGUUGUUAGUUGUUGUCAGCAGUAGUGAAAACAGCACCGGAGAAGCUUUCCUGGAUGAUGGAGAGGAAGUGGAGAUGGGAGGGAAGGGAGGGAGGUGGACUUUAGUGAAUUUUAAUGGCAGAGUCGUAGGGAAUGCUGUAGUGGUCAGAUCAGAGGUUGUAAAUGGAGACUUUGCUUUGAGUCAGAAAUGGAUCAUAGACAAGAUAACCUUUCUAGGAUUGAGAAAGGUUAAGAGGCUAAAGGCCUUAGAUAUAAUCCCUAAUACGGGAGCAAACCGACAUGGAAAACCAGGGAUAAGAACAAGUAUUGAUGCCAAGGGAGAAUUUGUCAUGAUGGAGAUGACCGGGAUUUCGCUGCUUAUUGGAGAGGAAUUUAAGUUAGAGCUGAAUCUAAGUGAGGCUUCUGUGCCUAGACAUGUUUGGCGCUUUUGACAUUCUCAAUCUCUAUCGGCACGAUUGAGCUCAAGAACAGGGAUGGUACUACAAGCAUAUGAAUUCUACAAUUGAAAACAUCUCCACGCUUCCAUUGUAGUGCUAUUUAUAAUAAGACCAGUAGUUUAGAAUAACCGGCAUGUAUGCAAUUUCGUGAUGCUUUGUAUAUUAUACGUAUCCAUUUUACAGUCUGAAAUAAAAUACUAUAAGAACAAUGGUGCAAGGCUUAUGCUUCAUCAUGGGUGGUUGUAUAGAUCAAAUUCUGUCGAACACAUUUUGUUUCUCUUUCAUUGGCAGCACCAACAACUCUAAGACGCAGAGGUUAUAAGUCAUCGUGCGUGGUUGUAUUGAUCAAAUCCUGUCAAACACACAUUUCUUUGCUUGGGUUUAUCCCACGAAAUGAUAGGAUGAGGAAACAUCACGCACGUUUUUGCUCAUACCGGAUCUUGAAUCCCUUUCCUGUAUAUCAUUUUGUUUGAUUGAUUGAACAUGUGUAAAUGUAUGUUAAUGGAUACAUAAACUAUUCCAAGAUAUGGUGUAAAUUUUGUAUGUAUACACAUGAUGUAGAAAUAAUAUAUUUGAUUGAUUAUUGAUGUUCAGAUUUCAUUUUC